Molecule: messenger RNA, 1692 nt
Organism: Vanessa tameamea
Lineage: Eukaryota; Metazoa; Arthropoda; Insecta; Lepidoptera; Nymphalidae
Product: transmembrane protein 208
Exons: 4
Coding region: 162-689 (175 amino acids)
Biological process (GO): vacuolar protein processing
Cellular component (GO): intracellular membrane-bounded organelle
Source: RefSeq, a predicted model, not a curated record
GAAAGAAAAUAAAAUCCCUAUUGUUAAGUCUAGUGGGAAAUAAAAUAUAACAAUAAUAUUAAAGUAAUAAACAAUAUUUAUAUCAUAGUGUUUAUUCAGUAACACUUUUACCUAUUGAAUCUACAUCGUAGGGUGGUUUUCAGUGUAGACUAGAAGCUAACAUGGCACCCCCACCAAAAGGCAAAGCCCCAACAAGGGGAGCAAAACAAAUAUUCACCGAGAACAGAGCUACGGUAAACUUCUACCGCAACAUAUCACUUGUUACUUCACUGAUUUACCACAGCACCACACUCGCUUUACACUUCAGAGACAUAACAUCUGGAACUAUCCUCCUCAACUUGAUUGUCUCAAUACUAUAUAUAGGCAGUCAUCAAGUCAUGUAUUUUCUCAGCUACCCACAAUAUGCAGAAAAUGGUCAAAUGAUAGAUCCCGGCUUAGAUCUGAACAUGGAAGGUGGAAUUGGAGAGCACAUUAAAGAUAUUGUUAUACUGACGGCGAUCACACACCUUCUGACUCUCUUCUCUGAUUACUUUUGGCUAUUGCUGCUGUUGUUGCCGGCACGAAUUUUCUGGCUAGUGUGGGUGAACUUCCUAGGGCCAUGGUUCUUUGAAAAGGCACCUGAGGAUACCGAGCAAGAUGAAAAAAAACGCAAAAAAAUGGAGCGCAAAAUGAAGCGAUUCCCACAGUAAAAGUGGUGUGAAACAUAAUUGCAACCAUGAAAUGAUUCUAGAUUUUCUUUACAUUCAUUAAAUGUUUGUAGCAUUAUUGAUGUCAGUGUUUCAACAAGUACAAAAUGGUCAAACUUGGUGAAGUGGGCGAAGGGGUGAGGGUUGUCCUCAGUUAUUAAGAUGAAAGCUGUGAUUUUUAUGCAAUGUUUGACCGGGUUUAGUGUGAAUUUUAAUAAGUAGACUGAAAAUAAAUGGUCAAAUGAACUGUCCAUAUGGAUUUGACUUUACCAAGUUAGACUAUAAUAUUUUUAUUUAUUUUAAGUUGUUUUAAGUAUAAUUAUACUUAAAUCAAUUUAAAAAAACAUUUAUGUAGACAUAUUUAUAUAAUCCAAUGUAUAAUUGAUACAAUUUUUACAUUAACAGCCUGUAAAUUUCCCACUGCAGGGCUAAGGCCUCCUUUUACCUUUGAGGAGAAGGUUUGGAGCAUAUUUCACCACAUUGCUCCAAUGCAGGUUGGGGGAUACACAUGUGGCAUAUUUUGUUGAAAUUAGACACAUGUAGCUUUUCUCACGAUGUUUUCUUCACCGCCGAGCACGAGAUGCAUUAUAAACACAAAUUAAGCACAUGAAAAUUCAGUGGUGCUUGCCUGGGUAUGAAGAUCAUUGGUUAAGAUGUACGCGUUCUAACCUCUGGGCCAUCUCGGUUCUCAGUUCUAUCCAAUCAUCCAAGCUCUCAGCCAUUGAUACAAUAGAUUGAAGUCAUUACAAUGAAAUACUCUUAUUACUUAUUUAUGAAACUAUGUGUUUAACAGUAAGUUUUAAAUAUGUAAUUAAUGUCUACUGAAUAAUCCAAUCCAUAAUAAAUGUCUAAUGAAUAAUCCAAUAGUGUUUAAGAUUUACUGUACUGCAAUAGGCGCAAAGUAAUUUAUGUAUUACUUUUGAAAUAUUUCAAAGGUACAUUUAAUUACAAUAUGUGACUGUUUCAUGCAAUUUGAAUAUCAAUAAAGGACUUUUUCUGCUCUCAA